AUGAAUGGGACAGGUGUCAAUUUUUACAUGCCUAUGUCCAACAAGACAGGGGUGGUGCGAGCUGAGCCCUGGAAAUACCACGUUGUGUGUUGCUACAUCUUCUUCCUCAUCUCUACCGGUUCCCCCAUCAACCUCCUCACCCUCCUGGUCAUCUUCAAACACAAGAAGCUCCGGCAGCCACUCAACUAUAUCUUGGUCAACUUGGCAGUGGCUGACCUCUUCAUGGCCUGUUUUGGCUUCACAGUCACUUUCUACUCUGCCUGGAAUGGCUCCUUCGUCUUUGGCCCCGUCGGCUGUGCCAUGGAGGGUUUCUUUGCCACACUGGGAGGCCAAGUUGCCCUGUGGUCCCUGGUUGUCUUGGCCAUAGAGCACUACAUCAUCAUCUGCAAACCCAUGGGAAACUUCCGCUUCUCCACAACCCACGCCAUGGGGGGCAUUGCUUUUACCUGGAUAAUGGCCCUUUCCUGUGCUGCUCCACCCCUCUUUGGCUGAUCCAGAUACAUGCCAGAGGGGAUGCAGUGUUCCUGCAGUCCCGACUACUGCACCCACAAUGCUGACUACUACAAUGAGUCCUACAUCCUCUGCAUGUUCAUCAUCCACUUCAUCAUCCCCGUCAUGGUCAUUUUCUUCUCCUACAGGCGCCUUAUUUGCAAAGUCUGAGAGGCAGCUGCCCAGCAGCAGGAAUCAGCUACGACCCAGAAGGCUGAGAAGGAGGUGACCAUGGUGAUCCUCAUGGUACUGGGGUUUAUGCUGGCCUGGACACCCUACGCUGUUGUGGCAUUCUGGAUCUUCACCAACAAGGGAGCAGACUUCACCGCCACGCUCAUGGCAGUGCCUGCUUUCUCCUCCAAGAGCUCCUCCCUCUACAACCCUGUCAUCUACAUCUUCAUGAACAAACAGUUCCGUCAUUGUAUGAUCACCACAAUCUGCUGUGGCAAGAACCCCUCUGAGGAUGAAGACAUCUCCUCCAACAUAGCCCAGGGCAAGACUGAGGUCUCCUCCAUCUCCUCCAGCCAAGUAUCACCUGCAUAGACCAUGGACAGCUGGUCAGCUUUUGGGGACCGUCCCUACCUGCCCCAAGCACCAGCAAAACCCCCAGCUUUGUUCACAUUAUGUUUAAACAGCCACAGCCAGCGCGAAACCCCAGACUGCA
Tyto alba (common barn owl) is the source of this 1153-nucleotide messenger RNA. Its product is annotated as green-sensitive opsin-like. Gene Ontology annotation, molecular function: G protein-coupled receptor activity. Lineage: Eukaryota; Metazoa; Chordata; Aves; Strigiformes; Tytonidae. Gene Ontology annotation, cellular component: membrane; photoreceptor outer segment. Gene Ontology annotation, biological process: G protein-coupled receptor signaling pathway; phototransduction; visual perception. The record is from RefSeq and is a predicted model, not a curated record.